Emys orbicularis (European pond turtle) is the source of this 3598-nucleotide messenger RNA. RefSeq names its product reticulophagy regulator family member 3 (gene RETREG3). Gene Ontology annotation, biological process: reticulophagy. The record is from RefSeq and is a predicted model, not a curated record. Bases 1 to 1401 code for a protein of 466 amino acids. NCBI's taxonomy places the organism in Eukaryota, Metazoa, Chordata, Testudines, Emydidae. The transcript has 10 exons.
AUGGAGGCCGCGGCCGGAGGGAGCCGGGCGGGCGGCCCCGGCGAGCGGGAGCAGCGGGUGCGAGCGCUGAGCGCCGCCCUGCGGGCCCGGCUCGGGCCCUACGAGCCGCUGCUGAGCGCGCUGCAGGCGGCGCUGGUCUGGGAGCGGCCGGGCCGCAGCGCGCUGGGCUGGGCGGGCGCGCACGGCGCCUUCUGUUUUUUGGCACUGACUUCCCUUCGGCUGGUGUUCUUGGUUGCAUUUGGCCUGAUAAUAAUAGUUUGUUUAGAUCAAUGGAAGAAUAAAAUCUGGCCUGAAAUUAAAGUGGCAAGAUCUGACGAAUUGGACAAUGAGAGCUGGGGCUAUGUUCACCCUCAGUUGCUGAGUGUGCCGGAGCUGUGUCACCAUUUAGCUGAUGGAUGGGUUACUGGGGUCACCUUCUUAAGGAAUCUCUUCGUUUUCAAAAGGCAAAAUCCCGGCAAGUUUUGCCUUUUAGUGUGUGGAGUCUUUACGUUCUUGGCUGUUCUGGGCCGAUACAUUCCUGGACUCUUGCUCUCAUACCUUAUGCUGCUUUUCAUCCUGCUGUGGCCUCUCGCCGUGUACCACAGACUGGGGCAGCGCAUGUACAUGAAGCUGGAGCCAGCUCUGCAGCGGUUGGAUUUCAGCGUUCGAGGCUACAUGAUGUCAAAGCAACGAGUGAAGCAAUUGCGCCAGCGAGCGCUGAACCGGGAACCUGCUGAUGCUGGGACUGACAGUGAAGAAGAACUUGCUGCGUUCUGUCCCAAGCUGGAUGACUCUGUAGUUGCUAAGGAACUGACUAUCUCCGACUCUGAGCAUUCAGAUGCUGAAGUUUCCUACACUGAGAAUGGGACGUUUAACCUGUCAAGGGGACAAACUCCACUGACUGAGGGAUCUGAAGAUCUUGAUGGUCACAGUGACCCUGAAGAAUCUUUUGCCAGGGAUCUCCCUGACUUCCCUUCCAUAAAUCCAGAGGUGACUGGAAUAGAUGAUGAAGAUGACACCAGCAUUGGGAUUCCCAGCCUUGCUUACCGCUCGCAGGGCAUGGAAGAGCUACGUCACCCGUAUGACCAAGAAGAAGCUGUCCCUGCGCUCCUACUAGGGGCACUGCCCUCUGCACACAAUCUUACAAAUAACUUAGCUGGAUUUGUCACCAGAGGCAUGAUACAAUUAGCCUUGUCAGGAGCCUCUCAGCCAGGCCCUGUAUACAGUGACAAUCCCCAGAGAGGCACAAAAACCUAUCUUAGAACCUCCAGCUCUGACUUGGACACUGAUGCAGAAGGGGAUGACUUUGAACUGUUGGAUCAGUCCGAGCUGAUCCAGCUGGAUCCAGCUGGCUCCCGAAGCCAAUUGUUUGAAGAAAAUGGAUUCUCACUGUGCCAAACUGUACAACAAUUGCAUGAGUAACUUACAGCACCAGAGGUUCAAACUUCAGGUACAACGUGACAAGUUGACUUUUUUUAAACCUGGAAAAAGUAUUUAACUCUUAUGUGAUAUCUUGCCUUUUUCCUACUGUUUCCUCUUCUCUGCUGUGAGGAAGAACAAACCUUGUAUGAAAUCAGCCUUUUACACUCCACAUUGGUGUUAAUACCAUGCUGUAAAACUGUUCAGAAGUUCUGGUGACCCUAAGUACUUUAAAACAAGAUUUGCAGCUCCCCAAGUCAGAGGAAGUGCUCUAAACUCAGUUGGCUUUAUUAGACAACAGGAUAGAUUAAUUGUAUCAAAUCAGGGUAAAACAAGACAAUAUAAAUCUUGAGUGGUGGUGUUCUCUGAAACAUCCCUGUUUAAUUGCAUCUCUUUGUAAGCAAUCAGCAUAAUCAAAACUAGAACUGAAAAAACAAUGCUCAGUGCUAAUGAUUAGUCUAUUUUCAGAUGCAUCUACUAGCGAUUUAAGAGUCUGUGAACACCCAGUUUAUUCCCUGAAGCACUAACAACACUUCCUGUAUCACAGACUCGUUUCUUCAGCCAUUCCUUUGACCCCAACCCCCCAAAAAGGCUGUGCGUUAUGGGGGAGUGUUGUGGUACGAGCAGAGCUAGGACACCGGUGUUCUGAGCACGGAUCUCCUACGGAUGGCCUUCUCUGCCACCGGGCAAGUAACUUUGCUUCUCUAUACUUCAUUGUUCCUAUUUAGAAGUUACUAGCCUCUUAUGGGGGCUGUCAAGAGGAGAAAAUAAACCAAUCCAUGAUGAGCAGUGUAGGUUUCCCCAGACUAUUCCCACUGCUUUUGCCAGCGCAGGCUCCAAAACGAAGCUUCAUACACACCAUGUUGUGAAUUUUUGGAAUCAUAUUUCCAUACUCAUUACAGCCCUCCUUGUCCAUUGUGUAGUCACCACCAUGGCUUUUAAGGCUGAAGAAGAAUGCCGUACUCCACUUAAAUCUCUGAAAAUUCUUAUGAGUUAUGUCUUUACUAGUAUAGGGUGUUGUAGCAGUGUUGGUCCCAGGAUAUUUUGUCUUUACUAGUGGCAGUCUACCUGUCUUUUCUCUCGUAGGGCCAGAUAGAAAACCAACACCUUCUGCAGACUUAGGGGGACAUUUUUUCUUUAAUGUUCUGUGCUGAAGAAAAUGACUUUUGUAGCAGAACCCCUCCAAAUGAUAUAUAACUAUGGAUGGGUGAUGAGCACCUCUAGGUCAAAGUGCUUUCUUUGCUGCAGUGCAGAAAGGGAGAGCUAACCCAUUGUAACAAACGGGGAUGUCUGUUCUCAGCUGUGGCACAAGUGGUACUCGGGCUGCUUAAAUAUAAUUCUUUGGAAUACUCCUGACCUGGCCAGUCUCUCCCCCUCCCCCACACAUAAAUAAAUAAAUAAAAUCUUCUAAAGUGCUGCUGCUUCCUAAGGAUGGAAAUGCAGAAUCCUCUGCAGCAGUAAAUGUUUGAAAAUAGCAUCUGUUAACUUUUUAACAUUCUUUUGGAGCAGGGCCUGUUAAGUUCUAGUAGCAUUAACAGAUGCUAUGCCCCACAUUAAUGAGCUACUUUUAAACAGGUUGCUUUUUCUUUUCUUUGGUUAAAAUGCAGGGACCUCUGUGCUGUGGUCCCCACCACAAGUGUAAAUUUGUAACUCCACCUAAUGCCAAAUCAGGUUUGUAGCCCCCACUGGGAGCAGAGUUCACCUGGUUUUGUGAACAAUGUGAGACUUGGGGGAAUCGUGUGAUUUUACAUUUUAAUGGCUCUCUGGCAGUUUCCAAGAUCUUUAGUAACUUGUGAAAACGUGUAAAUUUGCUCAACUGAAACUUUCUGUAGACCAGCAUAUCCACUGUGAAAGCAUCUAGUGCCCGCUGAAGUUGCACCAUCUCUAGACUUCAUGACUUUAGAAUUUCAUGACUUUAAAGCAUUUUAAGACCGAUGAUACCACGCUGCCCUUUUUUUGCCAAAUAAUAAUGUGAAGUCAGUAGUCACAAAAUCAAUGACGUUUCUAGGGAAACAAUGCACCCAAAGGCCCGCCUAGCACAGCGUGCCGGGCUUGGUAACUUUUAAAUGGGUUGGUUUUGAUAUCAUGGGUGUGGCAAUAUCAUCCUGUGUGUUUGUAGUAGCCACCAUUGUGAACGUUUAUAGUCAUUGGUCAGUUUGCAGUUUUUUGAAGUGAGUUAAGUAAAAUGUUGACGAUAACU